CCCGAUCUCUCCUUAUGUUUAUAUAUACCACUCGCUACCUUCAAAGCAUAUUCGCCAAACAAAACUGAAGGAAGUAAAGAAAAAAUAUGGCAAAUUCAAAUGUUUUUCUCCUCUUCGUACUUCUCAUUGCUUCACUCUUUUACAUAUGCCACACCUUAACACUUUUUGGCAUCCUAAUCAAAGAAGUCUACAUUCGUGGUACCCUGCGUUGUAGCCUUAACGGGAAUCCAAGUGCACCACCAGUCUCUAACGCCACAGUCUACUUAAUAUGUGGCAGCGCAAACUCAACCAUCGCUCAAGCAGUGACAAAUCCCUACGGUGUAUUUGUUAUUGUGCUCAACACAGUAGAGACGCUUUUGGUCAAUCCAAGUAACUGCAUUAUCGAAGCUAAUCUUCCGACUGGCACGUGCCAAAUCUAUCCACCGGACGGUACACUAACUGCCUCAGUUAAUCUGGUCAACAUCACCGUCAGGGGUCUCCUUUUUAUCGCUAACUAUGCCGCCGGUGCAUUUCUCAAUGAGGAUCCCCCAUAAACUAUACCGCCGGUGCGUUUCAUUUUCACAACAAUACGUGUGACGUGUAUGUGUGCAAAAUAUAUGGGGAUUUGAUGCAUGAUCCUAUCUAUGUAUUGCUAAAAAAUAUAAAAGUGAUAUAUAUGCGGGCCCUAUAUAUGCGGGCCCUAUAUAUGCUCCAUGAAUUAUGUGUACUUAAUUAUCUUAAAUUAUAAUAAAAACUAAUAAUUAUUAGUAUUACAAAUAGCAAUAGCUGGAUAUUGUAAUAAAUAACAAAUAAAAAUUAAUAAUUAUUAGUAUAACAAAUAACAAUAGUUAGUAGGAAGGUUCAACCCAGUUUAUGGAUGAGUAACCAAAUGAAUAAAAUAAUAUGAAUAUAUUUUAAAAUUUUAGUUUAUUUUUAACUAAAGCCAACAUUAGUUUUCAUUGUUUACUACUAAUAUUUUUAAUAUUUGUUUUAUUACUUUUAAAAUAAUAUACUUGUUUCACUAUUAAAGAAAAAAAGACAAAUUUUCAAUAGCACUAAAUCAAGUUUUUGUUUAUAAAUA
Brassica napus (rape) is the source of this 1060-nucleotide messenger RNA. RefSeq lists its product as uncharacterized. NCBI's taxonomy places the organism in Eukaryota, Viridiplantae, Streptophyta, Magnoliopsida, Brassicales, Brassicaceae. The transcript has a single exon. The coding region runs from base 87 to 533 and encodes 148 amino acids. The record is from RefSeq and is a predicted model, not a curated record.